GCGAAUGUAUUGUGGGAAGCUGAACGAGCCCUUCGGCUGAGCCGCGGACAGACUGGGUUGGGCAAGCGCUCGGUCUGCUGCCACACUGCGACUCCAUUGAGGCUAUAGGCGCAGUUCUUCCGCUGAGAAGCGUGGUGCGUUGUAGUGGUGGUGGUGUGUUGACAUAAGGCUGGCAGGCGUGCUGGCAUGAGCAGUAGAACAGCUCCGCUUACUGGUGAAAUGUGGGUUCGCAGUCCCCAUGAGUAACUCACCUGAGAAACCAGGUGCUGGCAGUGAGAAGACAAAAGCUGUGCGCUGGGAGUCAUGGAGCGGGACUACCGGCCACUGGACUGUCUCCUGCAUACAGGCAGUGAGAAGCUGGGGCUCUUGAUUCUAAACCAGCCGCUCGAUGGACCAGAAAGGCUGCAGCUGCUUUGGAGCAAAUCUGUGAUUCGAGCGUGCGCGGAUGGAGGUGCGAACGCACUGUACAGGUGCAUGGGUAACUCCCGUGACAGGUUUAUCCCAGAUUUCAUCAGCGGAGAUUUUGACUCAAUCGAGAAAGCCGUCGAGGAGUACUACAAAGAAAAGGGCAGUGACUUCAUUAAGACUCCUGACCAAGACCACACGGACUUUACCAAGGCUCUGCAGCUUCUCCUGCAGCGAGCCCGUGACCUCAAUGCAAAGAUCGACAUGGUGGUGACUCUGGGUGGACUGAGCGGUCGUUUUGACCAGAUCUUGGCGAGCGUGGAUACCUUGUACCAUGCACGGCCCCUCACCAACCUGCCCGUCUAUGUCAUACACGGCUCCUCGCUCAUCUGCCUGCUCCGGGAGGGCAAAAGUACAAUCCGUGUGGACAAGGAUCUACAGGGGUCAUGGUGUGGCCUCAUUCCGGUGGGAGAACCAUGCCACCACGUCACCACCUCCGGCCUCAAGUGGAACCUGAGCGACGCUCAGCUGAAAUUUGGUACGCUUGUGAGCACGUCAAACAAGAUGGAUGAAAGUGGAGUGGUCACUGUUGAAACCGAUGCUCCCCUGGUGUGGACCAUGGAAGUGCCUGGGCUUAAGUAGCAUCUGUUUACCCUCGUCAUGAUCAUUAUAAGCCAUGGUCCAUCUACUGCUGGAUGAAGGCCUUCCAAAGCUGCUGCCAUCUCUUACGAUCCUGCGAUGUCAGUGUUUUGGGGAAAGAUAUUCAACCGUACUUUCGUUCAUCUUAUUUCAGUGAAAAAUAAUUGACUGUUGAUUUGUUCGUUUUAAAUGUUGUUUUAAAACAUUUGGAUACUUUUUAUCUUCAAUGAAAUGCAAAUAAGCUUAGAUACGGACGAAAUGUCACACAUUCUACCUAUGGAGUUGAUAUCAUAAAGGGCUGGGUUUCAUUCUAGAAGGUGCUGUGAAUGGUUAAACGUCUGAAGCUGCUGUGCCUUAAUUACAGUUGUUGCCAUGUGUGCACCUAAGCACACCCUCAAGCUUUAUUGAAUGAGUCCUUUUGGGAUAAGUAGCUGUUCAAAAUAAAUAACAAUGAAUAUGGUAUAUACAAUGCAUAUCGAUAAUGCAGUAUUACCAAUUACUAAUAUGAGCCAAGAAUGCCUGUGCGUAACGCGCGUUAUGUCACUCCACGUCGACCAGCCCCCCUCAUUAAUAAUCAUGGACAAGUGACGUCACUCCGCAUGAAGGUGGAGCGGAAACGAAAAUUUCUUUACGCAAAUUAGCUUUAAUUUUGGCCUUUCUUUAUGGAAAGUAAAGCGAAUAAAGAAAUCAACGUAGCAACUAAUAUAACGAGCCAAUCGAGGCUGUGUGUCCCACACGUGACGUCACUCCAGAUGCACCCCCCCCCUCAUUAGUAUUCACGUGUGCCUGGAUUCUUUGACUAACGCAGAAGGUCGAGCGGCUAUGAUAAUUUUUUUUACGCAAAUUCGCUUUUGAUUUUACGCAUCUUUAUAGAAAGUGAAGGCAAUAAAUAAUUCAACGCCG
Lethenteron reissneri (Far Eastern brook lamprey) is the source of this 1947-nucleotide messenger RNA. It is a transcript of the gene TPK1, whose product is annotated as thiamin pyrophosphokinase 1. NCBI's taxonomy places the organism in Eukaryota, Metazoa, Chordata, Hyperoartia, Petromyzontiformes, Petromyzontidae. Gene Ontology annotation, molecular function: thiamine binding; thiamine diphosphokinase activity; ATP binding. Gene Ontology annotation, biological process: thiamine diphosphate biosynthetic process; thiamine metabolic process. The record is from RefSeq and is a predicted model, not a curated record.